AUGAAAACGCAACUGGCGCUACUUUUAGUCCUGGUCGGAGCUACGGCCAUUGUUAUGGCACGUCCGGAGCCACCGAAGUCUCGGUAUGGUGCACCACCGGCACCACAAAAGGAAUAUGGCCCGCCACCGCCAGCUCAGCCCUUGCCUGUUUAUGGUCCACCGGCUGCUUUCUAUGGACCACCAGCUGCUCCCACAUCCGAGUCAAUUGUCACCAAGAACGUGUAUGUGCAUGUGCCUCCAGAGGAGCCGGAACUCUAUCCGGCUGCAUUGCCCAUUCAAACUGCCGUGCCCAAGAAACACUACAAGAUCAUCUUCAUCAAGGCACCAAAUCCACCCACUCCACAGCGUCAGGUGUUGCCUCCUCCAGUGCAGGAUGAGCACAAGACCUUGGUCUAUGUGCUGGUCAAGAAACCCGAGGAACAAUUGCCAGUGAUUCUACCAUCUCCCGCACCCACGGAGCCCAGCAAACCGGAGGUCUAUUUCAUCAAGUACAAACAGCAGCCGAAACCUGCCCCACAAUACGGUCCCCCUGCCGCCGUGCCCGCCGAUGAAUACGGUGCACCACCAGCUCCCCGCACUCUGGAGCAGUUCUAGGAUUAGUUCUAAGUCCGUCCUAAUACUCAAACAAUCAAAUGUAAAUAUUAUUUAUAUAUAGUUGCCAACUUCAGUUGAGUUUGUUGACAUUAAACGAUAAAAUCCCAA
Molecule: messenger RNA, 702 nt
Organism: Drosophila innubila
Lineage: Eukaryota; Metazoa; Arthropoda; Insecta; Diptera; Drosophilidae
Product: extensin-3
Exons: 1
Coding region: 1-594 (197 amino acids)
Source: RefSeq, a predicted model, not a curated record